Nematocida parisii ERTm1 is the source of this 870-nucleotide messenger RNA. RefSeq lists its product as uncharacterized. NCBI's taxonomy places the organism in Eukaryota, Fungi, Microsporidia. Bases 1 to 744 code for a protein of 247 amino acids. The record is from RefSeq and is a predicted model, not a curated record. The transcript has a single exon.
AUGGAACCAGAAGUUAUUAUAAUUGAGAUCAAUGGAAUUGGUGUUUAUAGAGUGUUUUCUACUGGUAUUUCGUUUAAAGAGUGCACGAAGGAAGAGGUUAUUGGUCACUUAGAAGGAAAGCUGCACGUGUUUAUUCUUGUUAGUAGCAACAUUGAUAAGAUAGAUAUUUACAAGAUAUCAAAAUACUUCUUUAAAGAGUCCAGUAUAGAGUCUAUGUCUGUCAUGUACUCUUCUGUUUCAACCUCUCUUGCUUUGGGUGUUCAGAAUCUAUGCGUGGUCUCUGUUGAAAAUGCAUCAAAUGACUCUAUUCUGUGGUCUGUAGAUCUAGUGGCCAAGUCCAGUCUAAACUGCGCACACUCCAUUACUAGAACAUCUACAUACGAUGUGGCUCUUGAUAAAAUUUUGGAGACGCUGCACUCUUCUGUGUACAAAAGUUCUACACCAACCAUUUUUAUUAAAGGAACAAAACCAUUGGUAGAUAAAAUGCUUGAAGAACUCAAUAAGAGAAGUAUUAUAUCUACAUCGGAAGAAAGUAUGUCUGAUGAAUGUGCUGAUAGAGGGUAUAGAUUGGCCUUGUUCCCAAAUUAUUUCUCUUCUUACAUGCCACAUAAUCUGCUCCCAGACUCAGAUAUUGUAUAUGUUGGAGCAGUCCUAACCAUAAUGAUAAACUACUUUGAAAUAAAAGAGGUAAAUACUAGGGAAGACUUUGAAGCAGGGCACACCAAGAAUUUACUGUUAAAUUAAGUAAUUCGUUAUAGAUAAGAAAUGUAUUAUUUUUAUAAAAAUUAUUUCUUUAGAGAAAACAUGUAUCCAAGCAACCCAAGAUAGCAAAUGCUUUUAUAUUUUUAUAAUGCAUAAAUACGCAAGAAU